Guillardia theta CCMP2712 is the source of this 825-nucleotide messenger RNA. RefSeq lists its product as hypothetical. The coding region runs from base 1 to 825 and encodes 274 amino acids. The record is from RefSeq and is a predicted model, not a curated record. NCBI's taxonomy places the organism in Eukaryota, Cryptophyceae, Pyrenomonadales, Geminigeraceae. The transcript has 5 exons.
AUGGUCGUUUACCCGUUCAAAGAUGGAACUUACGACAUCGUGAGCAACAGCGUGAGACUGAGCGGACUAUGGGAGCCACAAGAGAGCAGUAUCAUCCAGAGCCUUCCUCGUCCUUCUUUCUUUGUGGACAUUGGGGCAAACAUAGGUUGGCAUUCCCUCCUCGCUCUCUCACUUGGACACCGAGUGGUUGCCUUCGAGCCGCUGCAUUCCAAUGUGAACCUUCUCCAGCAUAGUCUUUGCUUGAACCCAGGGCUUCGUGAGAAUCUCGAGUUGCACACCGUUGCACUUACUGACCAAAAACAGCAUGACUGCCGCAUUGCUUUCCAAGACAGUAAUGCAGGCAACGGUGUACUGCUGUGUGGGAAUCAGAGCAAUGGAGAUCCCCGAGGUGUUGAGCAGAAUGCAGAAAAAACGAAGAUAGGCAGACUAGAUGAUUAUCUCCAUCCUGGUCAGGAUAUUGACUUGAUCAAGAUAGACGUCGAGGGAAACGAGCUUACAGUCCUCAGAAGUGGUGAAAGGCUGUUUGACAGAAGCACGGGGCAUCGACCGCCUGCACGCAUCAUUUCAGAGUUCGCUCCCAGAUUGAUUAACGAACUUGGUGAUAACCCUGCAGAUUACUUGAGGUUUCUUGACAGCAAGGGAUACCUGUUGUAUCACAUUGAGAGGAAUGUCGAAGCUUGGGACAAACCUCUACACGAAGCCGACUCCUCCCUGACAAGAACCAAGACACCGAUCCUGUACAGCGAGUUUGACGUUUUUACCCUGAAACACUGGGAUGCAAUUCUAACAAUAGAUGCGAUUCUACCUCGAGAUCGCAAAACCUGA